GGAAUACCUAUCAUACUUUUCUACAGGAGCAGUCGGUCGGUGCGGAAGGGCGUAGGGUUCUUGUUCGUCGAAAGAAUAUAUUUCAAACCGAGUGGGCCAACGUGUCAACAAUUACUGAAUUGCACUUUGAUUGCUGAAAUAAGCGAAUCGUUUUUUUAUUACCGAAAUCGGACACAUCGCUGGCUUUUAAAACAAAGGCUUCAGGUGUUGGGGCCGACAUGUUUGUCAGCGGCUUGGUUUCGGUGUUUUUAUUCUUUCAUGCAACAGGUGUAGAGGCCUUCAUGGUUACAACCAAAAAUCCAAAUGUGAGGGCUAAAGAGAAUGAGGGGGCUGAUCUUUACUGUACUCCCUCGGCUGACUUUGGGGCAGAUGCCAGAGUGGAGUGGAAGUUUAGGGACAUGAAGGGUUCUACGACCUAUGUCAUUUUCGAUGGGAAACCCACCACACUUUAUGAGGGCCGUGUCACCAAGUUUGAUGGGAUGCUGAGGUUCAGCAAGGUGACCCGCAAAGAUAACGGGCAGUAUCAAUGUGAGGUGUCGAACAAACAGUAUGUUGGGGAUGUCAACGUGAAUCUCACUGUUUUAGUACCUCCAUCCGUGCCCAUGUGUAGGAUCCCUACCUCUGUGACGACGGGGCAUCGCGUGCUACUGUCCUGUCAUGAUGCAGAGGGGUCUCCUUCCCCCACCUACAAGUGGUAUAAGGACAAGACCCCUCUUCCUGAGAACCCCAGCCAGUUCCCUGCCUUCAAGAACUACACCUACAAGAUCAAUCCUCUCAAUGGCAACCUGGAGUUUCCCUCUGCUUUGGUGAUAGAUACAGGAGACUACAGCUGUGAAGCUAUGAACGAUGCCGGCCCUGUUCAACGCUGUCAAGCUGUGAGGAUGGAAGUCCGCAACAUAAACACUGGAGGUAUUGUUGCUGGGGUGAUCGUGGCUCUCCUGGCCCUGGCCCUGCUGUGCUUCGGACUGUGGUACGCCCACCGCAAAGGAUACAUGCCCAAAAAGAGUGAAAGCAAACCCAAACCCUCAGUGGUCUACCAGCCAUCAUCGGAGUCCGGCGAUGAAGAAGAUGGGGAAUUCAGACAGAAGUCUUCUUUCGUGGUAUAGCCAGGGCGUGCAACACAUGUCCCGGAUAUACCCAGGAGUCUACAGCAACUAGUGACUAUGGGUGCGUCCCAAUAACAUCUCCCCUUUCUCCUGAAGUGUGCUGUCGUUCACUCCUUCCUACAAAUCUCAAAGCAUUGGGUUGUUGGAUGCAUGGGUUAGUGGGUGUUUCCACCGAAUUUCUUAAACCAGUCAUUUUCUUUCAAAUCAGCGAAGGGAAGUGAACAAGUGCACACUUUGGGGGUAGAAGAGAUAAUUGGGACAUAGCCUAUAAAUGACAAUACCACUGCCCCUUAUACCUGCUCACUGUGGAUAGGUGUGAAUUGGUGUGGUUUGAUUUUUAACAUUUUUAUUCCAUAUGAUUCUAAAAACAACAUGAAUUUGGCAGUUACCUACAACUGUACUGUUUUGUGGUGACUGUAUAGAUUUGAAAAAAUACUUCCGCUUAUACUUCAUAUUUUUCAAGUGCCUCCGUUCUGUGAAAGAAAUCUCGCAUUCAAGGAAAUGUAAUGGGGGGGGGGGGACUGGAAAUGAAUUUAUGAAAUCUUA
Molecule: messenger RNA, 1652 nt
Organism: Oncorhynchus tshawytscha (Chinook salmon)
Lineage: Eukaryota; Metazoa; Chordata; Actinopteri; Salmoniformes; Salmonidae
Product: junctional adhesion molecule A
Exons: 10
Coding region: 219-1106 (295 amino acids)
Biological process (GO): intestinal absorption; establishment of endothelial intestinal barrier; cell adhesion
Cellular component (GO): bicellular tight junction
Source: RefSeq, a predicted model, not a curated record